AUGGGUAUGCCUCGCUCUUCUCCAACUCCAACCUCCGCCACACCCUUGCAACAUCCACCUUCUCGACCACUGCUUUCGCGAAGCGCUGUCACUGUUGCCCUCCGCCGCAUGUCAGGCGCAUCCUCGCCUGCGCUUGAGACGUCGGAGCUGGCUGUGGCAGCUGACUGCAUAGGUCAUGCGCCUCUGAAGCUCACCGGCCUCAGGCUCUAUCACUCGACCAAGAAGCUUGCUAACCUCGAUCGCUCUUACUCGGAAGCAGGUCAUAAUCGAACAAUGUCUCCCGAGAGCGUUUCGUCCUUGUUUCCGCAGAGACCCAUUCGUCCUUUGCCCAAGCGUCGUCUGCGGGAACGCCUUUCCCCCGAUGUCGCGGACUCCAUCGAGUACCCCCCGGCGAACCAGAACUCCAGCCCCCUGUUUUACUACCCAAACAUUGCACGAGAUGAACGUCCGGCGAGGACAGGGGGGCCAAACUAUACCAGUCGAGGUGAUGUUGGAUAUGAUGACAGCCCGCGAGGCAUCGGGGGAGCCGGGGAGAGUGAUGAGGAGGAGCUCGCCCUCAGCAGCAGCAAGGUUGUUCGUCGCUCGCAUCCAGAGAUCUUGAACCGCAUGCCAACGAUGCCUCCGAAGCCCGAACACUCCAAACACCCGAAUCCACAACCCCCACCCUCGACAGCAUCUUCCGUAGAUGGGUACGAGUCCUUUGAGAAUACCAACAACAAGAAGAAGCGGAAGAUACCAACGGCUGGAGAUUCGGCACUCUCUGCUGUGCACUCGCUAGGAGACAUAAACUCUCUUGGUGUGUCGGCGACAGCCUCUCCGUCAAACGACCAUGGUGACCUUGUUGGAUCAGUAUCGCCGUCAUACUAUGGGGCCGGAAGUGUUGUUGCGAACAGCCAGGGCAUCUCGGGACCAGGGAGAGGCAGAUUCGGCAGGUCACGGAACGGUAGAAGCCCUCUCAGAGCUCUGUCCGACGCAACGAACAACUGGGUUGGUAGGGGAGCCAAGAUCCGGCCGCCUCAAUGGGCAACGCCAGGCGAAAAUCACGGCAUUAUAUCUAGUGCCAUCGCUAAUGCCGAAAAACUCCCAUCGACUCCGGGGCAGGAAAAUGUAAGCCUGUUACAUCAGCAUUCCUCCAGUGUCAAGUCUAGCCCGACUGCUACACAAUUCACCUUCACCUGCGACUCGCCUGUCCCCAAGCCUCAGUGGCCAGGGACUGAUCCUGCUGGUUCUCAGUCUGGAUACGGCCCUGUUGGCAAAGCCAAGCACAGUUCAAUGGCGACGCAGACCCCGUCGGACCUGGCCAGCACGCAUGCUGGCCAACCUACAGCGCCAACCGGCAAGCCAAAUGCCCAGCCUGGCGCGUCGAAGAAGAAAAGUCGUUGUCGAGCCGAGAAGGAACUUCGAAUGGCGGCUAAGCAGCGCCGCCAGGAAGCCGAGUACAAGUAUUACAACAAUCCGCCCAAGCCUGAGGAUAUGUGGAUUUGCGAAUUCUGCGAAUACGAGCGCAUCUUUGGCGAGCCCCCCUUCGCCUUGAUUAGACAAUACGAGAUCAAGGACCAGAAAGCCCGACGGAAGGAAGAGGAACGCAAGCGACUCCUGGAGAAGGCCAAGGCUAAGAGCCGGAAGGGAAAGAAACCAGCCAAGUCGCCCGGCAAGGCGCCUUCACCCCAGAACCUGUCCCAGGAUCAAGGUGGCAAUGUGCCCAUGACCUCGGCUGUGAGCAACUCUACUCAUGACGACGACUAUGUUGACGAUUAUCCGCAUGACGAUGAGGACUUUGAGGGCUCGUACUCUCAGGAGGACCCACCGAUGCUUCUUAGCGAUGAUCCAGACGGUGAUCAGGAACAUGAUUGCACCUGCCCAACGUGUGGAGACUGUGGCGGACGCGAGAAACAAGUAGACGACCCCGGCGAUACCAUUCAGUGAAACGUUAUCUGGCAAGGACUUCGUGGGACACAAGAACCAUAGUCCGGAUGUUGGACUUUUGUGCCUUUUCGCCUACUUUAACACCACUUAUUCUUUCGAGACGCUUUCAACGCGAACUCGACGACGACGACGACGACGUGCUCGGGAGGACGCAAAGGGAAUGAUGGUUAUUGGAUAGAUGGCUGCUAGAGGGAACAAAUCGUUGAUCUUCUCAAAGGAUCAGUCAAUCAUCGUCAUUACGUCCCUUUGAUACAGUCAACAAUUACGCUUGCGACAGCUUCACUUUUGACUGCGUCAUCGGCGCCAUCGCCAUCACAACAAGGAGCAUUGCUCUCGAACAUGCCCCCCAGUUACGAAGGGAGUUAAACGAGUCAACCAUUUUAGGGUACAAGCCAACGCAUCGAUGAAUGGGCACAGCUAGACUCGUCCCUUACCCGGGAUGUUGAGCUGUUUGAAUCUUGGACAUGCAGUUGCAGGACGAGAACACAGUUUAGGAUGUGGAGCAUCAGUACGGAAGGAAGGGGGGCAAAAUCCCCGGGAUACGUCUAACUACAUGAGGCCCAGUCUGGUUUUUCUUGUAAGGACUGAUUCGGGGAGCCUUCGACAAGCUUAGACCUCGGUAGCUACUCGUUUAGCGGAACAACCACACUUAUAUGGAUUA
Messenger RNA from Colletotrichum destructivum, 2587 nucleotides. RefSeq lists its product as uncharacterized. The record is from RefSeq and is a predicted model, not a curated record. Bases 1 to 1926 code for a protein of 641 amino acids. The transcript has 2 exons. NCBI's taxonomy places the organism in Eukaryota, Fungi, Ascomycota, Sordariomycetes, Glomerellales, Glomerellaceae.